GGCGGCGGCCCCGGUCCCGGCGGCGUCUUGCGGCACGGCACGGCUGGGCGCCGGCCGAGAUGCCGUGCCGCCCGGGCGAGCGCUUCCUGCUGCUGGAACGCUCGGUUGCUGUGGGGCAAGCGGGCUCCAAGGAGGUAGACGCGCUGGUGGCCAAGCUGGGCGAGGUGCUGCAGCUGAGCGCCCAGCGGGCGCCGCCGCCGCCCCGCGCCCCGAAGCACCUGGGGCCGGGCAGCGCCCGCGACCGCGCCGCCCCCUACUCGCCGCGCUGCACCGGCGGCGGCCUGCUAGCGCCCCGGGGACCAGCCCCGCCGCAAGGCCAUCCACAGCACGCCGAGCCCCCGCGAGUGGACAGGAUCGGGCAGCAGCGGGUGACCAAGCAGCUGUGCGGCCGCGGCUGGCUGCGGAGCGCCGCCCGACGGAGGAAGCACCCGCCGCCGGGGCCGGGCGAAGGGCCGGCAGAGGAGGAAGACCCCCAUCGGCUCCUGCAGCAGCUCAUCCUUUCCGGCAACCUCAUCAAAGAAGCCGUCCGGCGGUUGCAGCUAGCGGCGGCGGCGGCAGCGGCGGCGGCCUCCACGGCCUCGAGCGGCAGCGCCUCGGCGGGGAGCAGCGGAGCGGACGGCGAGGCGGCCGAGGCGGCGGUGGUGCAGCCCCUGCAGUAGCCGGCGGGGACGAGCGGCGGCGGCCGGAGCGGAGGAGCGCGGCCGAAGCGGCCGCUGGCGGCGGGGCCGCGGCCGGCCGGACUGCGGGACAGCGGCGCUGGCUCCGCCGCGAUGUAAGUCUCCCCCGCGGCGGGGCCCCCCUGUCCCGCUGCCGGGCGCGGAGGGGCCAGGCCGGGCGCAGCGGGUCGGAGUCGGUUGGGGUGGGGCGGGUGUGCCCCCCCCCCCCCGCGCCCCAAGGUCACCCCCGGCGCGGCGCCGAGCCUCGCCGCUCUCCAGCCGGCGGAGGCCGCGCACGCCGCCCGCCCCGCGCUGUUGUUGUGACCCCCCACACACACUUCGCCUUCCCCGGGAGCUCCUCCUCCUCCUCCCCCCCGCCGGGAAACCCGGCCGGGGCUGCAGCCCCCCCGCCGCCGGUGCCCCGGCCGCCGCGGGGCUGCUCCGUCUCCCGGGAGCCAUUUGCAAUAAUUCUCGCUGACCCCGGCGGGAGGUGUUUCCUGCCCGGCCCGGGCUUUUUUUGUUUGGUUGUUGGUAAUGUUUUUUUUAACGAUUAUUUUGACGUUUUGAGUAUUUUUUUUUUUCCCCCGUUGUGACUGUAUGAAGCAGUUUUUUUAAAAUGUGAAUAUCGAAGCUGGAAGGCAGCUGGACUUAAAAUUGUAAAGCCUGAUGAGUGAAUGGAGCCUGAGAUGCAUUGUUCACGUAAGGUAGCCGAAACAAGUUUUUUUUUCUACCAAAAAAAAAAAACGAAAAGGAAAAAAAAACCCACUACCCCAACCCGGAAUCCUCCGUUCCCCGACAAACUCAAUGGCUCGAAUACAAGGUGCAGCUGUUGAUUUUAAAUAUAUGCACUUCGUACCGGAGUGUUUGAACUGUGUUCCUGAUUUACAGGACUUACUGUCUUAAUUAACCUGUCUGUAUUGAAUAAACGUGGUUCUUGUUUUUA
This is a messenger RNA of Colius striatus (speckled mousebird), 1599 nucleotides long. Its product is annotated as GSK-3-binding protein-like. The transcript has a single exon. Gene Ontology annotation, cellular component: cytoplasm. NCBI's taxonomy places the organism in Eukaryota, Metazoa, Chordata, Aves, Coliiformes, Coliidae. The record is from RefSeq and is a predicted model, not a curated record. The coding region runs from base 60 to 659 and encodes 199 amino acids.